CUUUCUUUCCCGAUUCUCUUCCAUUACAGGCACCCCAUCUUCUCGGCUGUUCUUCGCCGUUGCGAAUUGUAGACGACGGCCGGAAGUUAAAGAAACCGUUCUAAUCUUCAUCUAUUAUCAGCAAAGUUCAGCAACGAAAAGGAAGAAUCUUGGUCUGUAAAGAAUCGGCCGAGUUUGCCGAGGCUGUGUAGAACAUUGGCAUUCCUGAAUCCGAGCUUUGAAUCUGAAUAAUUGAAAGACAGGUGUUGAAAAGGAUUCCGAAUAACAUGGCCAGAAGGCAUAGAAGCGAAUCCAGUGAUGAUGACCGCCGGGGAAAUGACAAGAUAAGCAGCCGACCUAAGCAGCGAGAAGAAGGCGAAUUCUCGUCAGAUUCGGAGGAAAAGAAGCCAGUUAGGGAGAGGAACAGUAAAGGGAGACGUGGAAAGGAGUCUGACGGGAGCUCCAGCGAAGACAAUAGACAGCGGAGAGGAAGGGAUGAAAGUGAAAACCGGCGUGGGAGGGGACGGGAUUUGGAAAGGGAGAAGGUACCUGAAGAUGAUCGGUAUGAGAGUGAGAGAAAUGUUGACAAACAUAGUAAGAGGGACAGGGAGAGAAGGGGGGGAAGGGACAGUGAUGAUCAUCGCAGCAGACGGGAUGAGGAUUCCAAGGGGAGGGACCGUAGGGAAGGAAGGACUGGAGAUAGGAGGGAUCACAAUGAAAGUAGGGGUCGUGGGGGCAGAGAUAGGCAUUCAGAUCGGGAUUUGGAUGAUAGAGGUGAUGGUAAAUAUCGUGGAGAACGAAGAAGGGAUGACAUAGAAGGGGAUAUUAGAGAUUCGAGAGAGAAAGGUAGGAGUGAUCGUGGAGAUGUGAACAAUCGAAGUACAAGGGAGCAGAACAGUGAUGUAAAGCCCAAGGAAGGCUCGAAUAUUCAAGCUGUGCCAGGCUCAAACGGAAAUUCAGAGAAUUUGGGAAGAAGUGGAGGAGUUUAUAUUCCUCCUUUCAAACUAGCCCAGAUGAUGAAGAAUGUGGAGGACAAGAGUAGUGCAGAGUAUCAAAGGUUAACCUGGGAUGCUCUGAGGAAGAGUAUUAAUGGACUGGUAAACAAGGUAAAUUCAACCAACAUCAAGAACAUAAUCCCCGAACUCUUUGCUGAGAAUUUGAUCAGGGGAAGAGGAUUGUUUUGCCGGUCAUGUAUGAAGUCGCAAAUGGCUUCUCCAGGGUUCACAGAUGUUUUUGCUGCAUUGGUUGCUGUUGUCAAUACCAAGUUUCCUGAGACAGGUGACCUUUUAUUGAAGAGAAUCAUUUUGCAGCUCAAAAGAGCUUACAAGAGAAAUGACAAGCCUCAAUUGCUAGCAGCUGUGAAAUUCAUUGCUCAUCUUGUGAACCAGCAAAUUGUUCACGAGCUAAUAGCAUUGGAGUUGCUCACACUUUUGCUGGAAAAACCUACUGAUGAUAGUGUUGAGGUAGCAGUGGGAUUCAUUACUGAAUGUGGAUCAAUUCUUCAAGAUCUUUGUCCCCGAGGUUUACAUGGAAUCUUUGAGCGCUUCCGAGGCAUUCUACAUGAAGGAGAAAUAGACAAGCGGGUGCAGUUUCUAAUUGAAGGUCUUUUUGCAAUAAGAAAAGCUAAAUUCCAGGGGCAUCCAGCCAUUCGUCCAGAUUUAGACCUUGUUGAGCAAGAAGACCAAUUAACUCAUGAGAUUUCUCUCCAAGAUGAGGACUUAGACCCGGAGACAGCAUUAGAUAUUUUCAAGGUGGAUCCACAGUUCCUGGAUAAUGAAAAUCGUUAUGAAGAACUAAAGAAGUCUAUAAUUGGUGAGGACUCUGAAGAUGAUGCAGAUUCAGAAGGAGGCUCGGAUGAUGAUGAUGAUGAGGAUUCUGAUGAAGAGGAUGAAGAGGCAAUGAAAAUACAAGAUGAGACGGAGACAAAUCUUGUAAAUCUUCGGAGAACUAUUUAUCUCACAAUCAUGUCUAGUGUUGAUUUUGAAGAAGCUGGUCAUAAGCUAUUGAAAAUCAAGUUGGAACCUGGCCAAGAGAUGGAGUUGUGUAUCAUGCUUCUGGAGUGUUGUAGUCAAGAGAGGACUUAUCUGCGUUAUUAUGGGCUUUUGGGUCAACGGUUUUGUAUGAUUAACAAGGUCCAUCAGGAAAAUUUUGAGACAUGCUUUGUGCAACAGUAUUCAAUGAUUCAUCGUCUUGAGACAAAUAAGCUGCGUAACGUUGCAAAGUUCUUUGCUCAUCUACUUGGAACCGAUGCUCUUCCUUGGCAUGUCUUGUCAUACAUACGAUUAACUGAGGAAGAUACCACUUCUUCUUCACGUAUUUUUAUUAAGAUCCUAUUCCAGGAACUGUCAGAACACCUUGGUAUUCGUCUUCUUAACGAGCGGCUGAAUGAUCCGACCAUGCAGGACUCUCUUGAAUCUAUAUUCCCGAAAGACAACCCUAAAAACACACGGUUUGCCAUAAACUUCUUCACUUCCAUCGGGCUUGGUGGUAUUACAGAGAACCUACGUGAAUAUCUGAAGAAUAUGCCACGCCUAAUCAUGCAACAGCAGAAGCCUGUUUCCGAAUCAGAAUCUGGUAGUUCUUCAGGCUCAUCCGAUUCUGACUCCUCAGAGUCGUCUUCUGAAUCAUCGAGCUCAGAGGAUGAACGUGAUCGGAAACAAAGGAAGCGAAGAAAGAGAAAUUGAUUAUCUGAGACCUUAAACAACAGCUGUAGUGAUUAAUGAUGAAUCAGGAAGAACUUAUUUACAGAAAUGCCAUACAAUUUCAGUUAAUCAGAGUAGCAAAAGAAAAGAUGUAUGGUCAAUGUAUAAUAUUGAAGGAGAAGAAGAGGCUGUUGAGCGAUGAUUAUUGUUAUAAUAGGGUAAUGUUUGUUAUCUUAAAAUUUGAUCUUUUUCUAGACGAAGGAUUGAUUACCCAUGUUUGUUUUUGAAAACCGCCAACCUUAAGUUUGAGUUGACUUGACAUUUUUUUAAAUUUUUUGUAUGCUGGUUUCGUGUUUCUGUUUUAGGUAAGAACACUGUUAUAUAUUUGGUUUGGUAUUAUAUGUAGUGGUGCCAUACAUAGUUGUCUUA
Impatiens glandulifera is the source of this 3050-nucleotide messenger RNA. RefSeq names its product pre-mRNA-splicing factor CWC22 homolog. Bases 267 to 2663 code for a protein of 798 amino acids. Gene Ontology annotation, cellular component: catalytic step 2 spliceosome. The transcript is spliced from 8 exons. Lineage: Eukaryota; Viridiplantae; Streptophyta; Magnoliopsida; Ericales; Balsaminaceae. The record is from RefSeq and is a predicted model, not a curated record. Gene Ontology annotation, molecular function: protein binding; RNA binding. Gene Ontology annotation, biological process: mRNA splicing, via spliceosome.